AUGAAACGGGAGCUGCACACCCGCCAGCAGAAAGAAAAGCUGCUGAAAAGAUUAGGCUCUCCCAUUACUAUCCAGGAAACGCGCAAAAGUCUCGAUGUGGUUGCUCGUAGCUCAUUCAUUGCCAUAUAUGCAGAAAAAGACUUAACCUGUGUGACGCACACUGCAGGGUCCGCUCCAAAGCUGCCAAGUAAGGAGGGUGGUCUAUAG
This is a messenger RNA of Penicillium soppii, 207 nucleotides long. RefSeq lists its product as uncharacterized. Bases 1 to 207 code for a protein of 68 amino acids. NCBI's taxonomy places the organism in Eukaryota, Fungi, Ascomycota, Eurotiomycetes, Eurotiales, Aspergillaceae. The transcript is spliced from 2 exons. The record is from RefSeq and is a predicted model, not a curated record.